Anisakis simplex (herring worm) is the source of this 894-nucleotide messenger RNA. The record is from the annotation of a GenBank genome assembly. Lineage: Eukaryota; Metazoa; Nematoda; Chromadorea; Rhabditida; Anisakidae.
AAUUUAAUAAAAAUCAUUGGAUGUGCAAAUGGUGUGGGUGGUAGGCAGUUGGGAUGUGAACAGGCUGCGGAUCUCAUGAAGAAUUCGACGAUUCUCAAGAACUGUAAAAUAAAUCAUCAGUGGACUGGAAUCAUCUAUGAAACACCCACUGGACGACAGAAGAAAGCGAUACCAGGUAUAACUGAAACGACACGGCACUUAGCAAGACUGGUGAAUGAGUCGUUGACGCAAAACAAUGAAACAGUGGUGAUAGGAGGUGACCACAGUUGUGCGAUUGGAACCUGGAGUGGAUUGUAUGCAGCAUUGAGCAAACAUCACGGCGAUAAGUCGGACAUCGGUCUGAUUUGGGUGGAUGCACAUCUCGACGCACAUACUCCUUUGACGAGUGAUACUGGUAAUGUUCAUGGAAUGCCAGUUGCUCAUCUGCUCGGUUACGGCGAUGAACGUUUGAAGUCGAUUUACGAUAAACAUCCCAAGAUCAAUCCAGCGAAUCUUGUUUUUAUCGGAUCGAGAAGUUUUGAACCCGCUGAAAUUAAAUUCGUUCAGUCAGUUGGUGCAAAGGUAUUUUAUCAGAGUGAUGUGGAUAAAUUGGGUAUUGAGAAGGUGUUGAACGAGGCGAUCAAGAUCGCGUCUAACAAAACGGUCGGAUUCGGGAUGAGCAUCGACAUGGAUGGAUUCGAUGUAAAGGAUGCACCUGCCGUGGGCACACCCGAACGCGGUGGUAUUGUCGCCAACCAAUUCAUCAACGCCUUAUCAAAGGCCAAUCUCAAAAAUCUUUUGUUAACCGAACUGGUAGAAUUCUUACCGCGAUUCGACAAAGACAAACGUACUGAGCAGUUGGUGGUGCGCCUCAUUGAAGCAAUAUACGGCAAUAAAUUAAGCACUCGUAAUUAA